AUGAAUGGACAGCUUAUUACGCCUAAAGACAGAGUUGACUAUGAUUUGGUUACAACUAAAGGAAACCAGUCAUCAACCAUGAGGGGAAAAAAGCGCAUGGCUGUCCUUUUGUGCAUAUCAAUCAUUUUUAACCAGAUGUGGGUCAAAGCUUUAGAUAUACCUUUCUUCGGUGAUGUAAACAAGUUACCCCUUGUCAAGGAAGCAAAAGAGGGUAUCGAUGAUAUACGGAAUAUUAUCGCUGGAAAUGCAGAUGAUGAUGAUGAUAAACAAUUUGAUGUAGAUAUGGAAGCAGCAUUUGAUCAGAUGUCCAGGGAAGGGACAAACGAAUUUUUUGAUGAAAUGCAUAGUAAAAAGGAUGAAGAACAUUUACAUCGUAAACGAGAUGCACCAGCAACAAUUUCUGAAACAAGCAAAAUUCUACAACAAAAACUUGAAUCAUUUAAAGGAACAGCAAGUAAGGCCAAAGCAGGAAUCAAUAACCUGGUAAAGGCAUAUGACAGUGCAAGUAGCGAUACCAAGGACAAUAUAAAUAACGUGCUUUCUACCACAGUGUCGUCUCUUGAUAAGUUUGUAAAUGCUGAGAGUAAUCCUAUUGGAGCUGUGCAGGCCACUUUAGAUAUUGUCAGCAGUAUGGCAGCAUUUGUUGAGCCAGCAGGUGCUGUGAUAUCAAUGGGACUGUCUUUUAUUUCUGGAAUUUUAGGCCUUUUUGGCCAGGCACCUGAAGCAGAGAAGCCUAUAGGUGAUGUUGUCAGAGAACAGAUAGAAAAGGCCUUAGCUAAAUUCUAUGACCAGACCCUGAAAAAUGAAGCUGAGGGAUGCAUUGAAGCAUUCCAGCAUAGCAAAGCUUUCCUGGAUGGAGUGGCAUCUGCAGUAGAUGGCCAGGUGCCUGAUAAUGCGGUGAGCUCGCUGUCAGCUCAUGUUCCUGUUUAUCACGGGUUAACUUUUAUGGGAAAAUUAGCUUCAUCUAUUCGAGAUGUAAUCAGAAAAGAUUCUCCUAAAGAGGGAGAAAAGUGUAUGAGAUACAUCGAGCUGUAUGCUAAGCUGGCCACCCUGAAAAACAUGAUUCUUCUACAACUUGCUGCACUUAUCCCCGACUCCCAAUCUGCUAUCCGGGCUGGUGUCUUAGGUGUCCGCAACUCACUGAGCAGUACAAGCAGGACAAUGUUAAGAUUCCUGUACAGCCAUAAACUUAAAUAUGUGAAUACUGUCUCCUAUUUUGAUCCAUACCGCUACCCCAUUACUGAUGGAUAUAUGAUGAAAAUACUAAAGCUUGAGGCACCAGACCGCUCCAUGUAUGGGGUUUAUUCAAUAAGGAACCUGCUUCCAGGAAGCUAUUAUCAUGAUUAUCUCAGCUUCGACACUGAAUCACCUCAUCCUGUUGUUACUGUGGAGAAGAAUGACCCAAAUGACUGGUUACUCAUUCCACGUGGAAAUCGGUUAUUCACAAUAGCAAGCCUCUGGGGCUGUCAUAAAAGUUAUGAAUUCUGCAGAGGGAUACUUUCCUGGGAUGAUGGAGACACUCACCCAACCUGUACCAUUGAAAAUGAUGAUCCAAUGUACUGGUAUUUAGUAAGGAAGAGUGUCGUUGGUUACAAGUUGCUCAAUACUUGGAAAUGCCCCGACAAUAAAUGGUGCACUGCUGAGCUGUCUUACGAUGGAAGAUCAGGAACUUAUCCUAUAGCAACAGUACAGUUUGAUGACCCCUGUGUCUGGGAAGUUACACGACUUCGCGACUACACUCCUUAAUGCAUGCACAGAAAUUUUCCUGUACUUCGGGUGGUGGGAAGAACUUAAAUCUUGCAGUUACUUUGUUUCAGAAUCAUAAAAUCCUGUAGAAUACAACAGAAAACUAAAGUAAGAGUUAUAUUUUUUUCUGACAGACUGCAUAACAUAUACAAUAAACAUCAAAUGUUGUUUUAUUGUGGAUGUUUUCUACUAUUCUAUAACUGAUGUUCAUUUGAAAAAAAUAAAGAUUACC
Messenger RNA from Protopterus annectens (West African lungfish), 1978 nucleotides. RefSeq lists its product as uncharacterized. The transcript is spliced from 6 exons. The record is from RefSeq and is a predicted model, not a curated record. The coding region runs from base 1 to 1746 and encodes 581 amino acids. Lineage: Eukaryota; Metazoa; Chordata; Ceratodontiformes; Protopteridae.